GUGAAAAUCUUGAUUGUGAAAGCUGAGAAGAGCUAGGUAGAAAAAUGGAGGGUAACACCAACACUAACACUAACAAGGAAAUAGGAGUAGAAUGGAGGAUCAACAUGGGAGAUGGGACGUCGAGAGUUCUAGAAGCUGAGAGCAGGUUUGGAUUGCAAAGGUUCGUGUCCAAGGUGGGCGGCUUCUUUCAACGAGCAUGGAGAUUAGGCGUAAACGAGCCAAAGAAAUCGAUACAUUGUGUUAAGGUGGGGUUGGCGCUCUGUCUGGUUUCCCUCUUCUAUUACAUGAGGCCCUUGUAUGAUGGAGUUGGCGGCAACGCUAUGUGGGCUGUCAUGACUGUGGUGGUCGUCUUUGAGUACACCGUUGGGGCUACUCUAUGUAAAUGUGUGAAUAGGGCAACUGGGACUUUCUUGGCUGGAGCAUUGGGUGUUGGUGUUCAUUGGGUUGCUAGCCAAUCUGGAGAAAGGUUUGAGCCCAUCAUUCUUCAAGUCUCAGUCUUUCUUCUAGCUACUGCAGCCACGUUCUCGCGUUUCAUUCCAUCGAUAAAAGCUCGAUUCGACUAUGGGGCGAUGAUCUUCAUCCUGACCUUCAGCCUCAUAUCAGUAUCUGGCUACCGCGUGGAGAAGCUCUUUGAAAUGGCUCAUCACAGACUCUCCACCAUUGCAAUAGGCACCUCCAUCUGCAUCAUUACAACCAUUCUUUUCUGUCCUGUUUGGGCAGGAACCGAGCUCCAUAACCUCAUCAGGAACAACAUGGACAAGCUCUCUGAUUCCUUAGAUGGGCCCAUCCUGCCGGCUGAGGCCAAGGCCGGAGAGGCUGUGACUCUAGUAGAAGUAGUUCCAUUGGUAACAGUUUCGUCGUUGCUGAUAGAGAUUGCGGCGAGAACAGAAAAGCUUGCGGGGGCAGUGAAUGGAGUGGCGGAGAAGGCGGAAUUUGAGGUUGAAACUGCAGAGGAAGCCAAGAGAGGACAAAGCUCGAAAGGAGGGAACUAGGCUGUUGAUGAAGGAAGACAAGGCGAUGAAGACCCUUCAGAAGGUCUGAGUUUGUGAGAAAACAACCAAAUUAUGCUUUCUUUUAGUAAAGUUGGUUGCUUAUAAUUGGCGAAGACCAUGUACAGAGAAGGAAAAUAGCUGUGGCAGUGGCACACAAGUUGUUCAACAAAAUUUGGGUUUA
Molecule: messenger RNA, 1173 nt
Organism: Salvia hispanica
Lineage: Eukaryota; Viridiplantae; Streptophyta; Magnoliopsida; Lamiales; Lamiaceae
Source: RefSeq, a predicted model, not a curated record